Molecule: messenger RNA, 11841 nt
Organism: Epinephelus fuscoguttatus (brown-marbled grouper)
Lineage: Eukaryota; Metazoa; Chordata; Actinopteri; Perciformes; Serranidae
Product: neuron navigator 1-like
Exons: 33
Coding region: 2249-9292 (2347 amino acids)
Biological process (GO): microtubule bundle formation; neuron migration; neurogenesis
Cellular component (GO): axon initial segment; microtubule cytoskeleton
Molecular function (GO): ATP hydrolysis activity
Source: RefSeq, a predicted model, not a curated record
AGAAAGGUAAUGUCAGAAACACUCCACUUUAGGGUAUCAACGUCAUAUCCUUCAUUAACCACAGUUGGUGUACGGCUCAAGUUAAAGCUAGCUAGCUAAAGCUUUAGCCCCAUUUUGGACCUCAGCAGGGGGUGGGGGGAAUAUUUUAUUUUUAUCCGUAAAUGUAUCUUGCAACAGGUUACGUUUUUAGAAGCAUUUCAUGAACUUAAGGGUGUCUACUUGCUGUCUAGAAUGGUAAAUAUUCGCCUGGGCAAAAUAAAUGUUGAAAUAGGCUACGUUAUUUUCGUGUAGCUCCGCUCUCUGUACGCUGGAACGUAACCAACAUGCACGUGCCGCUACAUGCCUUGGUGGAAUGAACUAAACUUAACUAAACUAAAAUAAUAAUUAUUUUUAUUUUAUUGUAUUUAUUUUUUACUUUUAUUUAGUUUUUACCUAUUUAAAAUGUAAUGAAACUAAAGUAAAAUAAAAUAAUAUUUAUAAUGUAAACUAAAAAAUAAAAACAAUAAUAAUAGUUUAUGUAAUUCAUUCCUUUAAUUUAUUUUUUGUAUAUUAAUAAUAUAAAACGAAAUAAAAAUGAUUAUUAUUUUAUUUUUGUAUCCAUGGUCUAUUCAGAGUAUCAAUAUUUAUUGUCAAGAUAUGCUUGAGUUAAGAAUGUUCGUUGGGUAAAAUAAAAAAUACAAGCAUAAAAAUAAAAGGAUCUUGUCUUUGAAGUGGUGGCUUCAACACUAUGUUACUCUCUUCCUACAGGUAUCAUCUAGACCUGCAACUUACUAUUAGCCUGUUUUUAUUAUUGCUUCACUAGUCGUAUCAUUUUCUAGAUUAAUUGUUUUGUCUGUCCUGUGUAAUUUCUCAGAGCCCAAGUCACAUAGCCUAUAUUUUAUCGACCCAAAAGUCCAAAAAACUAAAGCUAUUCAACUUAUUAUAUGGACCAAGUCUUCUGACCACUCAAAGUGCUUUUUACUCUAUGAAUCACAUCCACCCAGUUACACACUGGUGGCCAAGGCUACUAUUGAAGGUGCCACCUGCUACUUAGAUGUGCGGACUGGAGGAGCCGGGGAUCAAACCACUGAUCUUGCGAUAAGUGGACAAUCUGCUCUACCUUCCGAGCCACAGUCACUGUUAUUAUUAUUAUGUAUAACGAAGAAAAGCCUGAAAUUCUUAAAUUUGAGAAGCAUGACACUAGCAAAUAUUUGGCUUUUCACCUAAAAAAUGAAUGAAAUGAUUUUUCAAUGAUCAAAAUAGUUGACAGUUUUCUGUCGAUCGACUAACUGAUAAAUCGACUAUUCUUUGCAGCUGUGCUCUCAAGUGAGCCAGAAUCUACAGUUCCAAAUCCUUGAACUAGCUCAGUUAAGUGGAGCACAGCCAUCAUUAAUGUUGUCAGUUGCAGCUGUGCUUCUCCUGCUUCCUCCUCUUGUAUUGUUCUUUUGCCUAAGACUUUUAACUUUGGGAGUGCUGUACCGAAUCACAGAGAAAUGUACAACUCCAGUUCCGUGGUCACAAAUUCAGUGGAUAUGGAGGAGCUGUCUCAUAGAAGACUUUGAAUUGUCAAAGCAGUAAAGCAAAUGUGUAAAGAUAGCUCCAUGAAGCCAUAUCAGGGAGUGAGUGUGCAUAAUAUCAGAGCCCUGAAACUAGCUCCCCUAAACGGAAUGCAGCCAUCAUUAAUGUUUUCCUGCUAAGUCAAAAUGUCUGCCAUGAAAUGGCUUUAUUGACCACUCAGCGAGGUGUGAUAAACAUGCAUGUGUAUAUUUGUCUUUUGAGAUAUCAUAACAGCCCAAUUUUGGGACUUUUUAACUUUUAUGUGUACAUGAACCAGGUUAGUUUGCAAAAGAGAGUCACAAAGCUUGGACAGAAGCUAUGUGUUGCGGUGUUUGCUUUUUUCCUUUGAUGUAAAAUUAGAUGUAGAAGUAGCAUAUGAAAAAACAGAACUUGAAAUGAAUAAACACCCUGCACAAAUGCUAAACAAAAUAUUAGUUUGUGUAGGGCUGAGCUAGUUUUCUCAAUUCAAUAUAUCCAGAAUCAUUAAUGGAAAAGUUUUUAAUCUAAACAAGCUUUGAGCGAUUUUUUUUUCCUGACUGUAUUAUCCUUGUGCGCUUGAGUAUAUCUUUAUGUAUUAGGGAGCCCUCUGCUGUAUGCUUGUGUUCAUUACAACUUAGUCACCCACUCAGACCACUGGUUCAGGAAGAGCAGUCUUGUUCUCAGUCACGUGAGCAGUGUAUGAUGCAUCAUAUAACACAUCUCUUUCAGACAAAUGCAGCCUGAAUGGAUCAACAUGGGUCAUCCUGCCUGUCUUCACCACUGUGGACCAGCAUUGAAAACAGCAAAUUUGGAGGCAAGACAAUCAAAGAGGAGCAGAAAAAGAUGUCGUGAUGUGACGAUGACUCCAACUCCCAGCUGCAGGAUGCACAAAACAAGUAAAGAGAAGGUCAGUAUGAGUGGGGGUGUCAAUGUAAAGUCGGCCCCCAGGGCUCCUCCCUCAUCAGGAAUCCCACUCCCACACAGCCUGUUGCCCUCCUCCCCCAAAGCAGACCCCCGCCGCCGGGCUAGUGAACUACCCAGGCCCUCAACACAGACCCCUAAACACACACCCACACACACUCCCACACACACACCUAGGCACUCUCCUUUACUUUGCCCACGGGGCUCCAGCAUCCCUGGGCCUUCCUCCAGGGACCCGAAGAGAGACGUCGGCCUGAAAAGCCAGCUCUUCCACCGGACGGGAGCUCUCCCAGCUCCCCAGGUGUCACGCUCUGCCUACAGCAGCCCUUUGACCCAGCGUAGGGUGCCAUCGCCACACUCCAAAGACACACUGGAUCUAGGAAAACCCACCUCGCCUCUCAUCCCCUCACUGUUUCCACAUGACAGCAAUCGCAACAGAAACACUCUCACCAACAAGAACCAAACAUGGGGAGCCAGCAACCUGCGUCCACCACUACAGUUCAGAGGAGGAGACAACUCCAACACUGUAUCCCAGGCAACGAGUGAGGUCGUGCCACAAAGAGAGGAAGAGCCUCGAGAAAACCACCCAGCCCGGACCACCAUAUCAAACAACGGUAACCUCCGCUCCUGUCUUCCGCAAACAAGCUAUGAGCAGGCCAUCAGAGGUCGCAGUGACUCCACCAGCCAAUCAGACGAGGAGAUGGGGACUCCUGAGGACAGCAGUCCAGCCUGCUCGCCCUGUCCCCUGCCGCUGCCACCACUCACAUUUACCAUGCCAGUAAUGUCCAAGGCGGCUGUCAAUAUGCUGGAUCAAAGCCUAGACGAGGAGGCAGCGUCUACAGAGGCACACACACCCAGAGUCAACAUGGCCACUGUGGCUCCCUUCAGCUACAGGCUGCAUGCUCAGGACAGCGAUUUUUCAGUGGAUGAACUCAGUGACUGCUCAUCUGGAUCCAUAGAAGUCUGCUGUGACGACCUAACACUAGGAGGGAUGCUGGAGGCUAAUGUGGCUAACAUUAGCAUGACGGCCAAGCCCAGAGAACUGGACCUGAGGUCUGCUGCUGUCUCCUGCCAGGAAACUUCAGCCCAGGCCAUGGCCUCUAGGAAGCCCCCGGCCAAGCCCUCUGCUCUGCCCCAGGGACCGUCACGUCCCUCCGGGUCAGAGCUCAAGGUCUACCGGCCCUCCUCUGGAUCUAUCCCUAUCCCAAUCCCCAAUCCGUCCAGGCUACGCAAGCAGCGAUCACUAAACAACUUGUGUGUGCUCACUGAUGCUGAGAAGAAGCUGCACCUGUACCAGUCUCCCCGCUGGAGUGACGAUACGAGCCGGCCUGGCACUGGCACCAACAAGCCGGGCCAGACUAAGGCAGGACAGGCUGGGGGUGGGAGACCACCACUUUCACGGACCCUAUCAAAGUCCGAACAGUCUCUUUUCCAGGGGAAACCCAAACCUUUCUGCUCCCCGUCCGUGACUUCAAACGGGGGCAAGCCGAGUCGAAUCCCAGCCCCUGGUAAACCACGGGGACCUUAUGCCGAGGUCAAGCCCAUCAGCAAGGCCUCUGAGGCAGGCCAGAGUGUAGACACAGACCCUGCAGACCCCCCAACUAAGGCUAACUCCAAUGGAGCUGGGAAUACUGGGACUAAUGGUAAGAAACUAGGGGAGAAGGUGAGAUCUGCAGCCCUGUCAACAGAGGAGAAGAAAGAGAGGAAGGGGGUAGAAGGAGAAGACGAUAAGAGCUUUCUGAAGGUGGAUCCAGAGUUGGUGGUGACGGUUCUGGGAGACCUGGAGCAGCUGCUCUUCAGCCAAAUGCUCGACCCGGAGUCCCAAAGGAAGAGGACUGUGCAAAAUGUUCUGGACCUUCGACAGAACCUGGAGGAGACCAUGACCAGCCUGAGAGGGGUGCAGCUCAGCCACAGCUGUGUGGAGGGGAACGUGUGCUACGACAGCGAUGAAGCCGCUGCGUUCUCAAUUUCCAGCCUGUCAAAUCGCUCCUCUCCGUUGUCAUGGCGCCAGGGUCAGGCUAGCCCCCGUCUGCAGGCUGGCGAAGCUCCGUCCACAGGUAACACCCAGUCGGACGUCCCGCUCCGGAUCAGCCACACGGCUCGUAUCCAACUCAUCGAGGCGCUGGACGACUCGGACCCGUCCCUUCUGAAGGGGGAUUACCUCAGCAACAGCGACCUCAGCAGAAAGAGCCCGAUCGAGGAUGAUGAAGAUGAUGAUGAUAUUGACGAUCUGGGGAAUGGUUGGGACGAGAGCAGUUCCAUCAGCAGCGGUUUGAGCGAUGGCUCAGACAACCUCAGCUCUGAAGAGUUCAACACCAGUCCCACACUCAACUCUCUGCCCACCACUCCCAUCGGCUCCCGCAGAAACUCGGCCAUAGUGAUGCGGACAGAUGCAGAGAAGAGAUCUCUGGUGGAGAGCGGUCUGUCCUGGGACUCUGAUGAUACCAAACCCAGCCGCAAGAGCCAGGGCGGUGGCGUCUACGAUACAGGAAGUCUCAAGUCCGAAUCGGCCAAUAAAUGGAAAAAGACGCGGACACAGGGGGAGGGGCUGGAAGGAGGGAAGGGCGAACUGAAGAAACCUCAGACCUUGGGUCAAGGAAAUGUGUUGAAGAAAGGACGAAACCCACCUGUGGGAGUCACCUCUCCAAUCACACACACCUCUCAGAGUGGGCUGAAAGUGGCAGGUACAGUCAAGUCAGAUGGGAAGCCAAUGGAUAAGUCCCGGCUAGCAGUGAAGACUGCCGGCCUUCAGCGCUCUUCUUCUGAUGCUGGUAAAGACCACAGAAAUGGCACCGGUGCUGGUGAGCAACGUAAACCUCCGUCCGGCCUCGUCAGGCCCUCAACUGGUGGAAACUUUGGCUUCAAGAAGCCUGCAACUGCCACCAAUAAUGGCACAAACAAUCCCAGUAUGCCCUGUGGCUCUACAACUGUGGGGAAGAUUCCCAAAUCGUCGGGUAUUCCUGUCAAACCAGGGGCUGGUGGUGGUGGUGGUGGUGGAGGAGGACGUAAGACAAGUCUAGAUGUUUCAAGCAGCGACCAGAGUGGUUUUCUAUCUCCGAAUGCCAGGACAUCUCUCCAGUACCGCUCUCUGCCUCGCCCAGCAAAGACAAGCACCCUGACUCUAACUCGGCCAAGCUCAGCUCGUCCAGUGAGCACUACGAUGGACACCAGCUCUGGGCUGAUCAAACCGGCCCAGGGCUCCAGGCUCAAAGAGCCCGCCUCAGGGCUCAGCUCUGGGUUGAGUAAAGCAGGUGGUCGUGGGAUCCCGAGUCCCAGUCCUGUCAAUCAGACAGACAGAGAGAAAGAGAAAGAGAGGGCCAAAGCUAAAGCUGUGGUAUCUGACUCUGAGUGUGGAGGUGGGUCUCUGAAGGGCAGCCCUGCUCAGACGCCCUCAGAGAACGGAGGGAAGCUGCAGGGCCUGAGACCUCCCAGCAGUGGUAAGGGCAUGGAUCUGCCCUCACCCAACACACACAGGCUAUCUGGGAUACGCAGCCUGGCAAAGCCUCCAUCUAUGGCCCACCUUGACAAGCUGAACUCAAACAGCCUAGAGGUGGGGGUUCAGGACUCCCUGCCACCCAAAAUUCCUCCAUACUCCAAACUCCAGGACCUGGCCAGCUCAGCAGGCAGCUCCCCUGGCCCCUGUCUGACCCCCAGCCCUGCCCCUCUACUCAAUGUGAACUCCUCAGCCUGCUUCUCAAACUCAGGGACUGGCUUGGGGCCCAGGCAGGUCUCUUCUCUCGGGGUUCAAGGGAGCGGAGGGAGCACCUCACCCCUGCUCUACCCUCGUCUGUCUGGGCUGCAUCGCAGCAUGGAGUCGCUGCCGCUCCAGAUGAGUCUGGCCCCAGAGCCCCAGGGGAUGGAGAAGGAGAAGGAGAGGGAGAGGGAGACUUUAGUGAGAGGCUACACCACCUUGGAAUCCCGACACAAAGAUAGACAGGAAGAUAGAGGCCCUCCUGCCAGCUGGAGCUCUGGAAGUAAAGUCUCGAUGUCUCUCACGGACAGCUCUCAGAGAGACAGAAACACACUGCCAAAGAAAGGUUUAAGUUUCAGCGGUGCCUCUCAGGUUGAGGAGGAAGGGAAGGAGAAAGGAGAGAGGAGACACUCUCAUACCAUUCUCAGUAUGACGGACUCGCUCACUCUUCCACUGCUGUCCUCACCCACCUCCCUGCCCCGCACUUCUAAGAACAGUAUGGUACCCAGCCCUGUCGGUGGACCUCCGAGGAUGACUCGGUCCAACAGCAUCCCAACGCACGAUGCCUCUCUGGAGCUGUACGGAGCGUCUCCGCUUGGCAGCACACUGUCGCUGGCUGAACGCCCCCGCAGCAUGGGAAUGGUUCGCUCCGGAUCCUUCAGGGACAAGGAGCAAGACGAGGUUCAUGGGUCGGUACUCUCCCUGGCGUCCAACGCCUCAUCUAGCUACUCCUCGGUGAGUGUGGGCAGCAUGCAGACUCAGGCUGAGGAAAGGAUUCAGGGAGAGCAAAUCCGGAAGCUGAGGAGGGAGCUGGAAUCGUCACAGGAGAAGGUGUCUAACCUGACGACACAGCUGACAGCAAACGCAAAUCUGGUGGCGGCGUUUGAGCAAAGUCUGCAGCUGAUGACGACACGGCUUCAGAGUCUGUCAAUAAGUCACGAACAGAAGGACUCAGAGCUGGUGGAGCUGAGGGAGACCAUUGAGGCUCUGAAGCUCAAGAAUGAAGAAGCCCAGGCUGUCAUACAAGGAGCCUUAAACACCCCAGAUAAUAUGAAAGACAUGCGGAUUCGACGUCAGAACUCAUGUGAAAGCAUCUCCAGUCUCAACAGCCUGACCAGCAUGUCGAGCGUGGGCAGCUUGAAGGACCAAGAUGCCAAGAAGAAGAAGAAAAAGAGCUGGCUGAGGAGCUCCUUCAACAAAGCAUUCAGCAUUAAGAAAGGCUCCAAAACAUACUCAGACAUCGAGGAGAUCGCCACCCCCGACUCCUCGGCUCCCAACUCCCCAAAGAUGCUCCAUGAAGGAGGAGAUGACGGCGAAAACCAGCCUUCAUCUCUCAAAACCUCGGCCUCUGCCACUUCUUCUGUGAUCAUGGAGACUACAGAAGAGGGUGACAAUGAGGAAACUGCGGUAUCAGACCUGCGCUCAGAACUCUGGGUGAAAGAGAGAGAACUGACAGACAUCCGACUGGAGGCCUUAAGCUCUGCACAUCAGCUGGAGCAGCUCCGAGAAGCCAUGAACAGCAUGCAGUCAACGGUGGAGAACCUAAAGGCGGAGAAUGACCAUUUAAAAACAGGCUCUGGUCCAACCUCUUCCACUUCCCAGCCUUCAGGCCUGGCCUCUCUCCUGGGGCCCUCACUGAGGCAGCCGAUGAGCAUGUCCCUCACCAAGUCCUUCAGCCUCAGUCUGAAUGAUUGUAAAGAUCCAGACGCGUCUUCAGUUGACUCGUUAAGUGUGUCUUCCCAGCGGGAUGAGGUGUGCGCACGAGUGCUUGUCCACAUUUCAGAUCAAGCAGAGGACAGUAAGCAGCAGCAGGAGUUCUACCUUGGCUCGGUGCUGGUCGGUGCGAGAACCGACUGGUCCUGUCUCGACUCUCUCAUAGCCAAGACCUUCAAGGACUACCUUACGCAAGUGGACCCGACUGCCAGCCUGGGUCUGUCCUGUGAUUCGCUGCACAUGUACCAGCUGACCCAGGGAGUGCAGAGGGUGAUAGGAGGGGAAAAACCUCAAGCCUCACCUUAUCGCUGCCUCAGCAAUGGUUCAGCGCAAAUACUUGUCACUUUGAAAGGUCUCAGAGAAAAAUGUGUUGACUCACUGGUGUUUGAGACUCUGAUUCCUAAGCCAAUGAUGCUGCACUACAUCAGCUUGCUGCUGAAACACAGGCGUCUGGUUCUGUCUGGGCCCAGCGGGACAGGAAAGACUUACCUGGCUCAACGUCUAGCCCACUACCUCCUGCAGCGCAGCCGGUCUGACUUGUCCGAGGCCGACCACGAGACCUGUGUCCUUGGCCGCAGCGCCGCCGUAACCUUCAACAUGCAUCGUCAGUCACAGAAGGAGUUGCAGUUGUAUCUGUCCGAUCUAGCAAAUGAGAUCGACAGAGAGAGUGGAGGAGAACUGCCGCUGGUUGUUAUUAUAGACGACAUUAGUGACUCAGCAGCCACCACUGAGCUUGUUAACGGAGCUCUCACCUGCAAGUAUCACAAAUGUCCUUACAUCAUUGGGACAACCAAUCAGCCUGUGAAGAUGACGUCUAACCACAGUCUGCACCUCAGCUUCAGGAUGGUAAUAUUCUCCAACAAUGUCGAACCUGCUAACGGGUUCCUGCUGAGGUACCUGCACCGUAAAGCUGUGGAGGCCUACCAGGAGAAGGAGCAGGACUCCGCACACCACCAGGCUCUCCUCCGCGUACUGGACUGGAUCCCUCAGCUCUGGUACCACCUCCACACGUUCCUGGAGAAACACAGCACUUCAGACUUCCUCAUAGGUCCCUGCUUCUUCCUGUCAUGCCCAGUAUCAGUGGCAGAGUUCAGGCAGUGGUUCAUUGACCUGUGGAACCACUCCAUCAUACCGUACCUGCAGGAGGGAGCCAAAGACGGCAUCAAGGUGCACGGGCAGAAGGCAGUAUGGGAGGAUCCCGUGGAGUGGGUGAGAGGGACUCUCCCCUGGCCCAACGCACAGCAGGACCAGUCCAGGCUCUUUCACCUACCUCCCCCCAGCAUAGGUCCACCCAGUGAGGAGAAGAAGCCCCCCAAAGAUACACCUCCACCCAGCACACUGGAGUCAGACCCACUGAUGGCCAUGCUGCUGAAGCUCCAGGAGUCGGCCAACUACAUAGAGUCUCCAGAGCGGGAAGGCUGUCUGGAUCCUUCUCUGCAGGCGACACUCUGAGAACAACAUGCGACUGUCAGUCAAGCUAUGGAACUAAGGACUCUUCAUCACGGCUGACACAGCGGGUGCAGUCCCAGUGAGACUUUAAAGACUCAAUAAAUAACUUAACUGUGUGCUCAGUGAGCAGCUACAAAGCUAAAUGUAAAGGAUCUAUAGAUAGAGUGAUUAUGGACGAAGGGCUUGCUCUGCCCUGCUAUCAGAAAGAAACUGCUCUCACAGGGAGCUGUGAUGAUCACGUCAGGGAAAGACAUCGACUUGUCUCUUCUCUGCCCUCAAUGAGUUCCAGAUUGGUUGUUGUUGAAUCUGCAAGUGCAUGGUAACCGGAAUAGUAUGAUGCAAAAUAUUACCUAUAAUCCUACUGAUCAAGACCCAUGUUUUUCUUUUUAACUGCCACAACUCUCACCUUCGAACUAUUGGUGCUUAUUGUUCUGGUUUUCUUUGAAGGCUUCAUUUUACAAAGAAAUUCACUCUGAUUUCCUAAAAGUAGGAUCAUCACUCGACGACAGCCAAAAAAUGCACUUUAUUUUCUACUUGUGGUAAUUGGGUUUUAGCAGGCUGCGUCGGUGACUGUGUAUCAAACAGGAAUCAUGCAGUGCAUUAGCAAUUCCUCUAGAUGGCAGCAUCUACUCCUGCCUCAGUGCUCUCCUGGUGUGCUUUCUGACUUGGUGCUCAGUAGAAUAUAUAACACAUACUCUAUAACACAACUAUAAAAAUGGCCUUGAAUGUUUUUUGUUUCUUUUCAGUUCAGCCAUUGUGUCAUUCACAGAUCGAAUAUCAGAACCCCGAAGCUGCAAGAGUAACAUGCAUGGGUGAAUAAUGAAUGAAAAUCAGUUUUAGGGUCAGCCUGUAAAGAAAACGUCAUCAUCGGUAUGUCUCCAGUAAUAUACUGACAUCAUAACCACAGAAACUGACCCUACUCAACCAACAUACUGUAUUGUAAACACACACAGGACAAAAAAAAUGCUUGUUUAUCUAGUCUGCCCAAACGGCCUACCAUUUCUGGCUAUGCUUGCGUACGUUCUGUAUUUAGAUAUGGGUUUUAAAACAUGAAAUUCUCUUGUGAUAGAUGAGGAUACAGCUUUGAAAAAUCUUGAUUUUGUAGGAUUUUAUACUGAGUCAUCUUCAACAGUCAUCUGUAUACAGCAGCAAUCACCUACGUAUACCUAACACGCCAUCAUGGACUGCGGUGUUACACUUCUGUCGUCACUGUUCGCUCAGUCAUUUCUCAUUCAAUGUCCCUCAAGGGGAAGUGGACAGCAUUGUUUAAAAAGAAAGAAGUGAUAAGAAUCUGUACAAACUAGAUCAUUUCCUUUCUCAUUGCAUUUGCUCUUUAUAUCUUUGAUAACACCUUUUUUUCAAACGGUUUACUUCUCACACAUUUGUAUUAAGAGUUACUGAAAGAGAAAGGGCUGCGGGUAAGAAAGGUUGAAACUCAUUUUGAGUGGCUUCCUCCUAUUCCUUUCCUUCGUUCGUUUGCACAUAAUAUAUGUCGGAGUACUAGAGUACAGAGAGUAUUUAUUGCUCACACCUUGACUGUUCUUGUCAUGAAGGAAGAAGGUAUAUAAAGACGUGUUUAGAGGAGGAAACUGUAGGUAGUGGAGAUAUUCUUAAACCUCUCAGCCCUGUGCCCCCCUUUGACCCUGAAGUACCUCAGACUGCCAUACUCUGUCCAGACGUUCCUCUACUUUCCAAACAGGGUGCUGGUGUAAAGUAGAGACAUGAUGCCUAAGUCUAUCUGUGCCUGAAACACGAUUUGGCCUAAAGCUGCUUUCGAGGUGCUUUAAUCUACCAUGCGGAGGCCUCGAUUCAGAGGAAACAUCAUCACUUCCUCUCACCUACUCUGAUGUCACUCUAAUGUUGUCACCUCGAUGGGUUAUCGGUUUUGAUCUUUGGCUUGUUGUCAUGGUGAUAAGCUGUUAAGAUGAUGUGUGUGUCAGUUAAUUCUGCAGUAGAUGAGAAUGCGAAUCACGACCGGGCUGCCUGCGUGUGCUUUGACACCAUUUUAAACUUAAAGUGUGAAAGACUUGACAUCUUUGUGGAGUUGCCUGAGAGUCGGAAGCAGUGUGAGAACAGAUUUUAGCCUGGAGAUGUAGUGUCGAUGCAUGUAUCCCUGGUGUGUUCCCAAAGUUUCGUUUCAUUGGACCUACCACACUUAACCUUGUCACAGGAGGGAUUUUUAUUAACUGGAUAUCUUCCUCUUUUCACGUUGCUUUUAAGAGCAGACAUUUGUUUUUUCUUAUGCAAAUAUUUGUAAAGGUUUCUUUCUCUUUUGUACAUGACAUCACUAUUGUAAACACUGUAAAUAGUCAGUGCAUCUGCGACAACAAUCACUAAAAAAGAACCUGUAGAGAUCUAAGAGAAGGCAUGGCCCCUGUAUGCAGAAAACGGGCGUCCUCGAUGGGUUUAUUGUCCUCCUCCAGUGGGGAGGAGCACCUGGCUUAAAAGGGGGCCUAAUAAUGGUUGUAUGGCAUGUCUCUAUAACCACAUCAAAUCCCAUAUGUCUAACAUUGAGCAAUGAACACAAUAAAGUCAUGCCAUUCUUCACAUCA